AUGUAUGCUACGAGCUUUCGUCAGUUACUACGCUUCCUUCUUUACUUUCUUUUUCUGAGAAGUUUUGUAACCGGGGAAGAGGACAGGAUUGAUCGCCUCGAUAUCAUCAUCAAGGAGGAAAACAAAUUUCCAUGGGAAAGCAUAAGACUUCCGCAGACUUUAUUUCCUUUGAAUUACAACAUCAGAUUGGACACGGACUUAAAAUUAUUCUAUGUAAAGGGAACAGUUGGUAUAACAGUCAAGUGUGCAAAGCAAACAGCUAAUAUUAUUCUUCAUCUUAGAGACAUGAAUGUCACGAAUACAGCAGUCUUUGAGAAAAGAAAACAAGAUGUAGAUGUUUCUGAUGAUGUGCCAGAUGAAGAACUAAUUAAAAGGUUAAAGAAAGGACAGCAAGAUAGAGAAUUGAACGUCGUAGGAACGAUGAGUGAUAAGACUCUUGAAAUGUUUCUUAUUAAAGUAAACGAGGAACUUAUCCCAGGACAAACUUACAUGAUUCACAUUGAAUUCAAUUAUCCCCUAAAGGAUACUCCGUAUGGGUUUUAUAGAAGCUCCUACACUGCACAAAAUGGAAAAAAAAGGUGAGUGAAGCGUCGUUAGUAAAGUGUUUGAUUUAUCUUUCUACAGUGGAAUCCCGUUCUCGUGAAGAGUAUCAUUGAGAUACUUAUGCCCUCACCAUUAUUGAAUUUUACAUCUGUUCGUGGAAUGAAAAACCUAUGACAUAUGAUAUGAAAAAUGAAAAAAAACAAAAACAACAAAAACAACAACAACAACAAAAAAAAACACUCCAGGCGGAUAGAGGCUAAAGGAAGAGGUAGCCAAAUUCACUGAUGCAGCCUAAGAAGACGGACCAAUACAAUAUACCAAUGGCUUACCUUAGCUAAGAUAAAAUCCUUAGUGAUCGCUGAUCAGAAUCAGAGGCAGCAAGACUAAUUGUCACAAAGUUACUCAUACAUCAUAAUUGGUUCUUAAUAAAACAUCAACCAACCUUCUGUAAAAAACAUUUUUCCUCUUUCAUUUUUCAAGUCAAUGCAGCAGUAAACUACCAACAGUUAUUUGGUCCUUUUUUUUCUGUAUUUGUCUUUUUGAUAAUGCAUGUUUAUUAUUUAACAAUUAAUGAAUGAGGCUCAGUAUCCACCACCAGCCACGGACACUGAGGUAAAUAAUUGUUUUAGUAUAUACUAAAACAGUGAGAUAAUUGAGGGCAGAAAUGGCCCCGGUCGUCGCUUUUUCUUGCGGACAAAUAAAACUUUUGAAGGUAUUUGUUUAGCUCUUGCGGGGAAAUUUCUUCAAAAGGAGUUGUGAAUUUUUUUGUAUUUAAAGUCAUUCUGUAAAAAAGAUUAUUAAAUUUAGUUUUAAACUUAUUUAUGAACAAGUCAACUAAAUAAAGUAACACAAGACUUCAGCUUAAUUUGCAUUUGUAAGCAAAAAACGUUUUCACCGGUUUUAUCGAUAAAUAGACCUUGGGCGCGAUCCAUUCAACCAAAAUUUCCGGAAAUUUCGGUCCAAAACUCAAGGGAUCGGUUCGGUCCAACCGGAAAAGUUUCGAAAAAACAGGUCCACCUUUUGAGGUUGUCCUCUUUUCCCGGUCGGACUGGGCUGAAUUUUGGUUGAAUGGAUCGCGCCCCUUGUCACGGUUUUCGACGCCAUCUUGACGAGUAGGCAAACGCGUGCGAAAUUACAGUGUUUGUAUGAGAAUCUAAUUUCGAAUAAUUUCCGUAAAAUGGCUGUUCCGAAAAAAUAUGAUUUGUAACCUAAAGCUUCAUUCCUAAGGAUUCUACUGAAAAAAUUUGAGGGCGUUACAUGCACGAGUAGACCUAGAACCACUUUUUAAUUUCCUAUCCAUUUGUCUGUAAGAAAGUCCCCUGAAAAUUACAGACAAAUAUAUGGAAAAUCUAAAGCAAGCCUCUGGAGAAAUUUAGCACAGGUACGCCCCCAAUUUUUUUAGGUCAAUCCUUUGCUUUGUAGCCUUAGUUUACAAUUGAUAUUUUUUUCAGAACGGCCAUUUUACCGAAAUUAUUCGACAAUAGAUCUUAUUUUCAUACAAAUACUGUAAUUUCUCACACGUUUGCCUACUCAUCAAGAUGGCGUCGAAAACCGUGACAAGGUCUAUUCAAGUCAAAAAGACAAAAAGCUUUCCCUGUUAAAACUUAAAAACUGAACUUCAUCUUCUUCGUGUAUUUCGGGAACAGCUUGCUUGAUUAAUUGUGAAAUUUCGUUGUUUGCUACAGCGUCAAACGGGGAAGGCAUUUUGGUCGCAACUUACGCGAGUUUGGAGUAGCUCGCUCGCUCGGACUGGAACCGGAGUUGAAUCGGUGAAUAGUGCAGGAUAUUCGCUGAUUGAGUGGCCAAUCAGAGCGCGCGGAAAACAAUAUCCACUGUUUUAGUGUAUACUAAAUUUAUUUAUUUUUUUAUGUGAGCACAUAUGUAUUACAUUAGAAACAGUAAAACAAAUGCACAUUAGUUCAAAAUUAAAGGCUAAAAAUUAAUUACAAUCAAGUGGUUAACGAGCAGAACAAGUUUACAAAGUGACUUAACGGCUUAUGACCACAAUAAUGAUUGAAAAGUUGAUUUCUCAAUCAGUCAGUCACACAAACCGGCUUGGAAGAAAAAAAUCAGAGUAUUCCCAGAAGAAGUCGAACUGUUACUACUGAGUCCAGAUACUGUAACCAAUAAGCUACUGAAGACUCAAUGGAACCAAACUACCAUGUCUAAUAGGUUCAUCUGACAAAAAAUCCCGAAUCCUGUCGGUAUCGUCGGUAUGUGCUUAUUGCGCUAUGAUAUAGAUGUGAUGGUGUGUUUUGAGCCUGUUGAAUACAUGAGAGAGAUGACAAGGCCUGAUUUUUGUCUUUCGAACCGCCUGUGCAACUGAUUGAAAGGUCAUCUUCUCAUGUAUGUGUAUAAGCUCAUUAACUGGUUCAGUUAAUUUUUGCCAGUGCAAUCACCUAUUGAAAUUAAAAACGUUGAUCAUCUUGUCAUCAAUAAUUAUGAAAAGUAUGUUAUCUAACCAUUAAAUGUUUUUAGGGUUACCUCUAUAGGGUACUUCAUGGAUCAGGGCUCCGCGUUUCUUCCUCUCCCGCUCAAUAGCUAGUCUUCUUGAGGCACCAUAAAAGCACAAACUCAAAAGAAUGAACUUUCCUGCAUGAAACCUGCUUUAAUACUGAGACAGAAACCAGUCAUUGUUUUCGGUCAGACGUUUUUAUUUCUAGCCGCACUCACUAUUGCAAUAGCUAGCCUACUUUAAGGGUUGCCGGCGUAUCAAAUUCAGAAACUUCAAGGAGUUCAGAAGUCUCCUGCACGUCUUGUGUUCGAAGAAAGCAAAUUCCGUCAUAUUACACCAGUGCUAAGAGCCCUGCACUGGUUACCCGUCGCGUAUCACAUUUACUGGCCUUCCUGUGCCAUGCCCAGUCAUUAAUCCCGUUUAGGUUGUCUCAGCUGAAAAAAGGACAUUGUUAAUUACUAGCCCAGUAGCCUAGAACUGAGGCGUUGGGUGUUUCCAUAAAUAAUUUUUCUCUAUUUUUGCAGCUUCUGUUAAAGGCGUUCUAAAUUACUUGAUCAAUUGAAACUGAGUUAUUUUAUUUCAGAUACCUGGCUGUCUCGGUUUUUGAGCCCAUUUUUGCCCGACGGGCUUUCCCCUGCUUUGACGAGCCUGCAAUGAAGGCUACGUUUACGGUGACCAUUAUAAGAGAGGGACAAUACAACGCUCUUUCUAAUAUGCCUAAAUAUAAAACGGUGAGUACUCACCUACAUGUAUACGUAUCUCAUAGGAAAGAUUAACAGUAAACUUCUGUUAAGGUGAAAUUAAAUAUAUAUUUCUAGCCAGAUUCCUGAUAACGUUAUCGCCCAAUGGACCUUUUUCGUCGAACAGUUUUAUCUCCAAGUAGCUAUUGCCUUUUGACGCUUUUUCACUCAAAUGACUGCAAAUUUCGUCAGGUUGGUUUUCAAAAAAUCGUCUAGAUAUAUAUUCUAAAUUUCGGCAUCAUCGUUCUAAAACUCCCUGCCGUAGCCAGACGAGAAUUAUUGCGAAUCAAUGUAUAGCUUUCCGUAGCUGAACUAGGCAAAAUUAAAUUUAUUCCCUUACUCAGUUUUAAAGCCUUUCUGAAUCACCACCACCACUACUAACACCAUCACCACCACCACUUCCACCACCACAACCCCCAUAGAACUCUAAAUGUGGUGUUGGUGAUGUUUUGCAACAAGGUAGUGGCGACAAAAAUAGAAAUGUGGAGAUGGUACAGGGAUAUCAGCUAAGGAACUCGAAUGUUAAUAAUAAUAAUCCUUAUUUAUCCAUCUUUAAAAAUGACAUAUAUUUUUGGAUUUACAAUAAUAAUAAAGUUAAUUAACAAUUAUUCCUCGAGCCCGAAGGGACUCUGAAUCAAUAGCCCAUGAGGCCGAAGGCCGAAUGGGCUAUUGACUCAGAGGCCACAAGGGCGAGAGGAAUACCGUAUUCACCCGCGGAUAGGCCGCACUUUUUUCCCGAAAAAAUGGGACCCAAAUUAGGGUUGCGGCCUAUACGCGGGUACAAGCGUUUUGACACCUCAUUAAUAUGCAAGAGAUCUCACGGUCGUACACUAAAUUGGCGUUUUAAUGUUCGCUUUCAAUUGUUACUAACUUACAACACAUACAACUAAACACUAAGUCCAUAUCUUCGAAGAAUCUUGGAUUUUGUCUUUAAGUAUUCUGUAUAUAAAAUGUUAGCGAAAAGGCGUUUCAGUUUAUAGUUUGAAUAUUUUCACGUUCAUGUAGAAAUUAUUGUCAAAAAUAAAUUUGACUUGAUACGCAUUAGCUGUUGUUGAUUUCCAACUUCGGUUUAUUUAUCCCGGUACUCGACCUCACUAUUUUUUUUUCCCAUGAAAACCAUUGAAAGUUUGGGGUGCGGCCUAUACGUGGGUGCGGCCUAUCCGCGGGUAAAUACGGUAAUUGUUUUAGUAAAAUCCAACUUGUUGGUUAAAAAUACCCAGACAAAGCAACUUGCAUAGCUACAGUCCCAGACAAAAAUAGUUGGGACAGUUAACGCAAAAGCCGUUUUUUCCCUUCCCGUGCUUUCCUUUUCUCUCCCAAUGUUGUUUAUUGCCAUUCAGUCGGCAAACGCGAUUUGAGCCGCCAACGUGUUUUUGUUUCUGUAGCAAAACUGGCCGCCACUGUUUUGCUUCUAAAGUGGGCUAUAACAUAUAGCCUAGUUGUAUCUCAACCAAUCGGAAGGCAGCCUCGAUAAUAGACCACUAGUUGGAUUAAAAAUAUACAGAUCAUAAAAGGAGGAGUAAGUCUUGCAGCUCUUGCCAUAAACGAGUUAGUAUGACGUCUUUGCGUUCCUGACUUUGGUAUUGCUACUAAACCUGAUUUAGAAGUAGUAUAGGAGGGACCGAAUUAUCCUUAUUUUUGCGCAGGAAUCUCAUUAGCGUGCGCAGGAAUAAAUUAACGUCGCUGACGUCAUAGGCUAUUGUGUUGAUCUCAUGAAUAUAAUGCGGAAGAAUAAAUUAGUGUCGAUGACGCAAGAGUCUUUCGUCUUUAUUCAUAGUGCGGUGAUUGUAGAAUCUAUUCUAUCUUCCAAAUAAAAGCGCGCUCUCCGUUCAGCAUAUUACUCUUGCAAUCGCUUUGCUAAGGAAACAAGUUCGCUUGCCUAACUAAAAAUUCGGUUAUAAACAAAACUCAGACGCAAAAAAUGGAGCUCAAACUCUUUAUUUCAAUCUAUUGCAAACAGUGCUCUCUUUAUAAAAUUACUUUAUCUUGAUGUCUUGUUACACGCUCUGUUAACCAGUAGUAAUUUACAUCUGACUCAUGCCUCUUUUGUGCUCUCGCAAAUUAAACAAUCAUGCUUAAGUCCUCUAACAAAAAGAUAAGGUACCGUUUCAUACACAAUUGUUAGGUCUAUUGAAAAAUAAAAUAUUCCACUGCAAAGUGCAUCGACAACCGUUUAAUUAAUUUGUUAUUGGUCUAUCGAGCAUUCGUUUGGUUCUUUUCUAGGAUAGAUCUUACGCUGGGAUCGUCCUUGUGUAAAUAAAUCCAUUUCGAUUUUCCAUUGCAAUAGUGUCUUAUUUUCACAGGCCAGUAAUUUCCAUACGAGUACGAUGGAAGAUACGGAUCAUAAAGAUGUCUGGCAAUGCGGUACAUUUCCGUGAUCCCAAAGUCGUUUGGUAGGGUUUGGCAUCGGGGCCCUCCUUGCAUAUAAUUUUGUACAACGGGAUAGGCUGCUUCAGACCAGACUGCAUCAAAAGGAAAUGGCCGUGACCUUUUUACAAUUGGCGGGGAAGAUUUGACUACAGGAGGCGAUUUUACUGCUUAUCUAGCUUCGCAGGCAAUGUUUUCCUCGUAACUGGUCGUUUUGACGGUUUCGACCGAUUUUGCGGAGCUGUUAAUAGUCGGAUAUCGACGACAAGAGCCGAAAAUGUCACUCAAUACUUGCUUAUUUGCCACCGUGUCCGGUUUAUUAUCUACAAAGAUGUAACCGUAAGGCCUCUCUGUUUCAUGAUAAUAAGCUGUCAUGAAUCGUUGGCGAUUCUUAUCAAACAUACGCUCAGCAACAAUUCCGAUUUGUUUCCGAUCGCUAGGACUUCGGAAAAGAGCCAUGUACUGUGCAUUCCGACUGAUAUCGGUGUUAAAUUUUCCCUUGGGGAACAUAUUCUGAAGGAGCAGUAUGACGCUGGCAUUUCUAUGGCGACCUUGGGUAAACAACCGAGAAACGAUGGGGCUUUCGAUCGCUUCUGCCAUUAGGUCAUCAAAGAUGAUAACGUUGUUGUAUUUUGGGUCAAUUUCUCGCAGAUCUUCUUGAAAUGUGGUAAGGCCACGAAAAAAUUUAAUGUCCUUUCCGAUCGCUGAUUUCAAAGCUUCGUAUCUAUCUUGCCACUGACUGUAAUACCAUAAAAUGCGACGGGGCUUGUUGGUUUCGUAGACAAUACGAUCUCUCGUUAGAAUCUGUUCUACGAAAACUGUUUUCCCUGAUUGACUUGGUCGAACCACAAGGAGUGAGAGCUUAUGGCGAAACAUAAAAUCUGGAUAAGACUCGGUUGCCAAGGAAACAUCACGGGAAAGCUUUACCUUCUUCGCAGUAGAAGAAGUUUUCGGCGUUUCGUUUACUGGUCUUCUUCUUUUUCUUGGUUCACAUAUUUUUCUCGUGGAACUAGAUGAACAACGAGGUAAGUCGACGCUUGUAGAAAUAUAUUCUCUUUUUGAUUCCCAAGAAACCUUAGCCUCUUUUCACAGUCGUGUUUGUCUUGGUCCGGUUAAGUCAUGGACAAUUUCAAGAUGAGAACUCAAGUUGGACACACCAGGUUUGCCACAUAGCGGACAAAUUCGAGGAAACGUUCGAGUCAUGACUUAUGAAAAAUGACUCACAGUUAACAGAAUCAUUUCAUAUAUAGUUAUUUUACAAUGGUGGGGAGUACUUAAGAGAAUUCAGGGGUACAGGAGGGGUACAGGAAGGGUACAGGAAGGGUACAGUAGGGGUACAGGAAGGGUACAGGAGGGGUACAGGAGGGGUACAGUAGGGGUACAGGAAGGGUACAGUAGGGGUACAGGAAGGGUACAGUAGUGGUACAGGAGGGGUACAGUAGGGGUACAGGAGGGGUACAGUAGGGGUACAGGAAGGGUACAGGAGGGGUACAGUAGGGGUACAGGAGGGGUACAAUGAUAGAGUACCGUUGUGCUUUGCAGCCGUGCCUCCAUCGAUAGCUAUAAAAGAAGUAAGCCGCUGUUUCUGAUUCAGUCAGUUCUUAAACCUCGUGCAGUUCGGAUCACAAUGUUCAGCAAUUAUAAUCAUUUCGUUCAAAAAGGAUAUGGACACUUUGAAGAUGAUGACGACGAUAUUGAAAGCUCACAAGAAAGCGAACAAUCAUCUCAAAGUUCUCAAUCUAGCGAAGAAAUGGACUCUUCCGGAGAGGAGGAGGAGGAGCAUGUAGAUCCUUGGUCACGCAUUCAAAAUGAAGUUUGUAAUCGCCAGGAAGCCCAGCUCGAAGCUCUGAUCAACGAGUAUGAACAAAACGGAGACUCGCCUGAAGUGGCCCGCAUUAAAGCUGAAAAUGCUUUGCUUCCAGUAUAUAGAAAGGAAUUGAGAAAAGUGUUCUUAGAGUUUUUAGAGUGGAUGCAUGCCAUGAAGAAAGAUCCGACAUUCCGAAAAGUGAUGGAAACCCGCCAAGAUCUCAAAGACACAGAAGGAUAUGACUGGCCGGAAUCAACAGAACUUGCCAUCGAUAAGCGGAAAUUCUUACUCAAUCGAUUGUUUGUCAAACAAACUGUUCCCGAAGACUAAGCCGGAACUCUGUCUAUUCAUCUAUUGUUGUAACACUUUGAUGGUUUUGUUAUCAAUAAAUGUAUUUUUUAACCGAAACAAAGGUGUAGUCUGGUUGUAGCACGCGCGUAUUAAUCCCACCAUUGUUUAUAUAUAAUUGAGUUGAUUCCCGUGGAUAAUUUAUGCGACAAGCGUUCAUGUUGGCUCAGUGUAUAUUAAAUUAGUUUGCGAUGAAUAAUAAAAUACAGUUCGCUUGCGUUCGUUUUGUUUCGAAUGAUACAGGUCUAAAAGGAAAAAGGCCAACCUGUUAAUGGUUAACGCUCGAUACCACAGUCUAGAAACGUUUGAAGGUUGAAUUAUAUUGACAAAACAGAAUCAAUGGUUUUGUAGAAUAAAAAUAUUUAUCUUUGGUCACAGUGAAUAGUUUUAAGUCGAGUACUGUUUUCGGACCGUUGACUAGUAUGUUUGGAAGCUAUCCGCUCAAAAAUAUUGUUUACUGGAGUUUGUGACAUUAAUAAAAUGCUGAACGGAGAGCGCGCUUUUAUUUGGAAGAUAGAAUAGAUUCUACAAUCACCGCACUAUGAAUAAAGACGAAAGACUUUUGCGUCAUCGACACUAAUUUAUUCUUCCGCAUUUUAUUCAUGAGAUCAACACAAUAGCCUAAUGAGAUUCCUGCGCAAAAAUAAGGAUAAUUCGGUCCCUCCUAUACUACUUUUAGAUCUUAAGUUAUAGCUGGGGCUGUUAUUUGGCUUUGUGAGAAAUAUUUGAUUUUGGCUGGUUAAUAUCAUGCACAGUUCUUUCUAAUUCACGCUCUGUCGCUACGGUUAUUAAUGAUGGUGCUUCUGGCGGAGGCAAUCGGUAGAACUAAGCAAAGUAAUGGUGGUGGUGGAGGAAAACAAUGGAAAAUGUUAUUAAAGUUAAAAAAAAAACUACCUUUUAUUAGAGCAAAAUACUAAAGAAAUAAAAGAGGACAUUAGCACAUUCAAAUUAAACAUCUCGCAAACGUCUCAAUAUCUUCACUAGGCCGUCAUUCCGCGAACUAAAUCCACGGAAUCGAUUCACUUGAAACCGUGCGUUCUCUGCAUAACUCGUUUGAUGCCAAAAGAGUCUGAAAUUGACGUCUAAAAAUAAUCCUAUCCAGUGUACUUGUGACACUAACAGGCCAUGUAUACUACUAAAUACCUUAUUCACCUCGUCCGUUCGGCCAUUACAGGGAAGACCUUGAUCGGCCAUGAAACACCAAGGCCUCAGUCUGAGAUUUCCCUGUAAUGACCUCACUUUCGGUUAAUAGGUGGUGUUUAAUGAAAUCCUGUGAACACAAAUCCAACAUUUAACAUUAUAACUUAACAACUUGUGUAUCAUCUCUCCUUUCCAGGUUAAAAUUGGAGAAGAUUUAUACGCUGAUCAUUUUAAAGAGUCAGUCAAGAUGAGUACUUAUUUGGUGGCGUUUGUUGUGAGCGACUUCAAGUCCAUAGAAACUAAUACAAGUAGUGGCAUCAAGGUAUGCGACUCGAAUCAUAACUUGAGCUUAAAAGAGAAUUGAGAGAAACACGUACGAUAUUGAAAGAAUUAGGUGAUAUAGCUAUUGUCGGAGACGUUCUCGGGAAUAGAAGGUUCUGCGAUCUCAAACGCAAAUGUUUGCCAAGUUUUCCCCUUUGCUUAAUCUCGAGAUUUCUUCAGAUUUACUGUCAACGUACAAGGAAGUAAAAUUAUUGUAUUUCCGUCAGGCCAUGGGUUUUGCUUCUUAUUGGACAUUACUAUACCACGAAAUAGCGAAAAGAAACACUGAAACACCGAAAUAGCGAAAUGAAACACCGAAACAGCUAAUGAUUUUCUUUUCGAACCAAGAAACUCACAAAAUUGAUAGUUGACAAAGCUCUAGCAUUCGCUGAGACUCAUGGAUAACUUGCUUGCAAUUCAACGACUAGGCAAUCAAACGGGGAGAAUGAAAAAGUGCAUGGAAAUAUACCUGGACAUACAGGAAAGAAACCCCGCGCCGAACUUGGCCAGUUGGGGAAGAAGCAACUCAACAAAUGAGAGAUCGAUCAUAUCAUCACCUCCACCCAUAUUGUUGUCUCGAGUGGAAGGAUUGUCCCUUGCACUUCCAAGCCCACGGUACCCUUUGUUUAGCUAGUGUAGUGUAUUUUUUACCCGGAGGGUACUCAAGAAAGUUUUUUAUGGGAAGGCCCCGCCACGAGGUCCAACCCUUACCCUUUUAUGUACUAUUUUUGACAGAAAAGGCACCCCUUUCGUAUACCCUCUAUUGACAAAUGGUAGCCCUUUUAUAUACCAAGUUUAGACCUUUCCGUCUCAUUUUACUGCUGAAAAUGCACUGUCUUUUAAAUACAAAUAAAAGGCACAAAACCAGAACGUUUCCUCAAUUCUUUCACAGCCGUGAUCUGUUUGUCCUUUAGGGCCCUUCAGACGAAAGCAGAGAUUCCCCACCACUCCAUUAUUUUACUUCAACUAGUAAAAUCCCUACCAUUUCAUAAACAUGAAGCCUGAAAAAGAUACUCCUUUUUGUCGGAACCCCCCUGUUGAGGCCAUAUGGGAAGGGGGGGGGGGGGGGAGAGGGAAAACAAAGGGCUUUAUCGUCAAUAAUGAUUUCCUUCUUCUGACACAUGCGGCUAAAAUCCCUGACGUGAUUAGUCUCCCUCGCAGCCGUUUUUUGGAUGUCACCGUGACAUCCAAAAAACGGCUGUGAGGGAGACUAUGACUUGAUAGGCAGUGAACUAAUAUGCAGUGUUCCACUUUAAUUUCAUUGUUUUGUUUUAUGUACUUGUAACUUUUUGGCACUAAUUGUUACACUGUUUCACGGCUUAAAAAGAACCACUCUAAUGUUGACCAGUUUUAACAACUCAGCUUGGAGAAACUUUUCACCAAGCAAUCCCACGAAUAGGGUUGGCUGUUAUCAGGAGCAAACCUAAGCCCAGUCUCCAGCUGUGGGUGUUUCGAUGCGCCUGCGGUACUUCUUACCUGGGUGGGGAGUACCACGGGUGCUUCGAGGUUAAGUUUUGGUUAAGAUUAAGAUUUGGUCCGCGCAUAGAAGCUAUAUCAACGAAGAUCACAACCCACCUAACUUAUAAUUUUUAAAAUGUUAAACCAUGAAAGAGUUUCCUCACUGGAGCAAUAUGUUAAGGUUUUCAAAGCUUUCAGGUCAGCGAAGAUGUUAUACCUGCCACAUUUUUCUGAGACAAAUGUAUGGGGUUUUCGUCUUGUCAUGAACGGAAUUUCCGAAAUUUCCGAAGAUUUUCCGAAAGAAAAGCGGAAAGCGCAACAUCAACAACAAAAAAGUUACCAUGAGGCGUGACUUGCGAACAAGCAACAAGGCGGCGUUGGGUAGAUAUCUGACGCAGAUAAACUGGCCUCUGUUGUCCACUCCUCUGGUGAGCUGUGAAGAGAAAUGGCAAGUCUUCCAAGACGUCAUACAUUCAGGCCUUGAUACCAUCAUGCCUGCCAAACCAGUCAAGAUCUGCUCGGCCGAUGUUCCUUGGAUAAACGAGGGUUUGAAAUCUCUUAUUAUGAAGAGACAAAAGGAGUUCUGACUCAGCUCAGUUUAAAUACUUUCAUAACCUUGUCAACCGACAAAGGAAAAUCUGCAGAGGGAAAUACUACGAGUCAAAGAUCCAACACCUAAAAGGAGAAAACCCGUAAAGGUGGGGGAAUGAAACAAAACGCCUGUGCAGCCUAAAGACCUCCCACAGCGAUUUAGCUAGCCAGAUUAACAUCGAAGGAUUCUCAGAACUGCCUUUCAUAGAGCAAGCCAAUGCCAUCAACUGCAAUGCUAAUUAGUAUGUUGCACAGCUGGUCCUUGGGUACGGAUGGAAACGGAGCCACCGUAGGAACAUUAUUAUUGGACUACCGUAAAGCGAUUGAUUUGAUAGAUCAUAGUAUACUCGUUAGAAAGUUGCGCAACCAGUGUAAAUUACCAGAUAGCAUUAUCAACUGGAUUAUAGAUUUUUUAUCGGACAGAUCCCAGCGGAUUAAAGUUGGAUCAGAAUGUUUUUCUGAAUGGGGCCCAGUCCCCGCCGGCGUACCACAGGGUACCAAACUAGGCCCUUGGUUGUUCGUCCUAAUGAUUAACGACCUUGAUACGAACGCACAGCAAGGAAACAUGUGGACGACACCACGGUGUCUGAGGUAGUAGUAAACGACGGAGAAAGUCACGUGCAAGCAAUUAUAGCUAACAGAGUAAUUGAGUGGUCCAACUAAACGCCGAUAAGUGCAAAGAACUCAGGAUCUCCUUUGCUAAAGAGCAAACAGUCUUUGAUCCCGUCAUCAUAGAAGGAAAGGAGGUAGAGUUAGUCACUACUACAAAGCUACUAGGCCUUACAAUAGCGAGCGAACCAAAAAGGCUAGCAAGAGACUCUGUUUCCUAACUCAGCUGUUCUACGUAUUUCGUGCGUGAGACCUGUUAUUGAUUAUACAGCACCUGUUUUUUUCAACGGUCUCCCCCAAUACUUGACGAAAGAGCUGGUACGGCUCGAGAAAAGAGCAAUAUCAAUAAUAACCUAAGGAAAGUGCAAUUCGGCAUUAGAGGUGGGGUUAACACCCAUUUUGGAGCAUUAUUACGUACGAUGUAGCAGGCUUUUUGAUAACAUUGUCAGUGAUCCAAACCAUGAAUUGAAGGUGCUCCUUCCACCAGACUAUGACAACUCACGCUAUAACCUAAGACGACAGCGCCUUUUUAAUAUGCCAAAGCUUUGCACGAACAGUUUUAAUAAACUAUCUAUCUAUCUAUCUAUCUAUCUAUCCAUCUAUCGAAGACUUUCAAACGUCGUCGAAAAUGCCCGAAGAUGUUUCAACGACCUUUGAGCACUUCUGAAGCCAUUUCAUUGGCGACGUUUUAGCGUGUUGAGAUAAAGUUAAGCGCCUUUUUGGAAUAUUUUCGGGAAUAUUUAAUUCAUUUUUUGUUAUUAACCAUGUGUUAAAGAACUAUUCGUUCAGAUUUGUGAAUCAGCCAUAAGAAAUUGUCCUUGAUUCGUGAGAUCGAUGUCUUGAGUCUGCAGGCGUGAGACUAGUCUGAAAUAUAACCCAUCUCUUCGCCUCAACCCCUCAAUAGGUGGCAAGGCGAGAGAGAGACGCUUGCAGUCCGUAGUUGGGUGGGGCAAAGAGACGGAUGCAGGAGCCCAUGGGCUCCUGAAGGAUGACAUUUCAGACUAACGUGAGACUCACGCAUAUUAAAAUGGGUGAGGGGUCGCACGCAGAUGAUGUGCGGCCUUUCACCCAUUAAAACACACUGCCAGCAGAGCCCUUUUCAGUUCGCCAGCUCGAUUUUGGCGCUGCAUAAAUUGAGUAAGAUCUUUGUUGAGCAUGCAGGGCUAAUAGCAAGGAUAUAGUUUCGACCCAGGCCUAACAGCCGUGCCCUUGCUACAGAGGGAUCGGUUAUGACCAUCGGUUUAUCAAUAAACAGAUGCUCGCACUUGAAGAAACAAGUUUGACGAGAGAAAGCAAGAUUGACUAGUCCACGAAGUUUGGUCUGCGGCGGCCUCGAAGGUUUCACGUGAUUCAGGCAGAGCCUCCUUCUCCCCUCCUUCAGAAGAAGAAGAAAACAAAUGGAGUCUCUGCUCGCAAGGUGCCCUAACUUUCUUCACUUUAAAAAAUAUUUUUUUAAAAAAUAGCUCUUUCGGUGUUUCGUUCGUGGUUUCGCUGUUUCGUGGUUUAGUAAUAUCUUUUCUUAUUGACGGUAACUAGAACGUCAAAAAAGCAAUAGGCAUAAAAGCAAAACAACUACGCUUUUUUGUACAUAUCUUUGCUGUCAGAGCGUGAAAUUGAGUUAUUUGCGUUUUAAAGAAGGCCGCGGAAUAUUUUUCUUUCUGAACUUGGAUAUGGCUCUGACGAAUUCAAGAGCAAGAGAGUUCGUCUAUAUUUUACAAAGUAAGUGAAUUGUAAUAAUCGUGAAGAAGUUUGGAAAAACGCUAAUUCACUUUUUCAGUGGACGCGUUUUCGCCGCCGUCACCGCCCUCGAGUUUUAAGGUUCUUUUCGUUUCCCCGAUAGUGCUGGAAAAUGAGUGGAAGAGAAAACUUCCGUUUUUUUCUACGUCGCGUUAACCCUAUUCAGCCCCUCAUCAAAAAUAUGCCCAGAUGUUGGAAAUAAUGAUACAUUAUAAUUCUGACGGUGUAAUUUUGGUGGCGGUAUCGUAAGCAGUUUUGAAAUUAAAGAGGAGGGCCCCCGAAGCCUUCCCGGGUCGCAGGAACCAUAAAAGAAGCGUGGUCUUACUGAAUAUAAUAGAGUUAAUUUUGCCUCACAUGGGAAAGACAAAAGAUAACUGAUUAUUUUCUGUUAUCUACACAGGUCCGUUUGUGGGCUCCCCCGUCGCAGAUCUCCCAGGGUUCUUACGCGUUGGACAUCGCUGCAAAGACUCUUUCAAAUUAUGAGAAAUUCUUCAAGAUACCGUUUCCUCUUCCAAAGGAAGGU
Molecule: messenger RNA, 14639 nt
Organism: Porites lobata
Lineage: Eukaryota; Metazoa; Cnidaria; Anthozoa; Scleractinia; Poritidae
Source: the annotation of a GenBank genome assembly